Prunus avium (sweet cherry) is the source of this 2134-nucleotide messenger RNA. Lineage: Eukaryota; Viridiplantae; Streptophyta; Magnoliopsida; Rosales; Rosaceae. The record is from RefSeq and is a predicted model, not a curated record.
AACUUCAAGUAGGUGAAAAGCAAACACAUUCUCUCAUUAUUCAUUACCUAUAAAAAAUAAAUACUGCUAAAGCCACUGCUGUACUCUACUACCUAAUCUAAUUGAUUAAAAAUUAAAACUUCAAAAAACACAAAAAACAGAAAAGCAAAGCAAUUCCAACAAAUAUAGAGAUUUAAAGCUCACCUUUUUUGCUUGCUUUGCUUCCUUCACAUUCUUCUUUGACAUCCAUAACCAGACACACCAGUAAUUCUGGUUGUUGCUUCUUUUAACUCUCCACCCAACUCUUCAAAUCCAAAACCCUAGAAAACCCAUUCUUCUUCUUGAAGCCCCUCUCUUUUUCUCUCUCUCCCUCUCCCCUUUGUGCUGGGUUUUCAGAUCGUGCUGCUGAAAUCUCAGCUCGCUCGCCGAUCUGCUCCGUCUCCGCCGAGUCUGUUAAAUGGGCGGCUCCGACGAUUCGCGUCGCUGAAAUGUUGGCUGUUGCUGACUGCGAUUUCGAUGCUCGUCGGCCAAAAUGUCGGCCUCUUUAGCUGCUUUUGAGCGCCCAAGACCUGGAGGUUCUAAUACGGUCUUCAAGAGUGGCCCACUUUUCCUAUCUUCGAAAGUGACAGUCACCAGGUGUUUGACUAAUUUCCCCAGCGAAGCAGCAGGUAGGCACGAGUGUUGCUUGUGUGCAUCACCUACGUUGCCCUUCCUUUGGGUUUGAGUGACAUUUGCUUCCAGCCGCUGUAUCGUGUGUGGUUUGACUUGUGUAGUUUGGCUUGCCAGAGCGAUGACUUAUGAGGAGAGCAGGAAGAGUGUGCAUUGAGCUCUAUUUGAUUUUGAUUGUGUCCCCCGCCUCCCUUAACGUUUCAACUGGAAUCUAAUGUUACGCCUAGCUCACAAUCUUGUACGAAGAACGUCAUCUAGAACCCCUGCACCCUCACCCUCCUCUCUCAAUUUCUCAGUAUGUUUGUUGCUUCGAAACACUUUCCCUCAAUGCCAACAAGGAGACUGCUCUUUCCAGGAACGUUAUUUUUCUUGGGGGUCGAAGGCGUCAAGCACUAGCCUCUCCAUAUGGAGGCGCAGGAAAGAGAUGGGGAAGGAGGGUCUUAUCGCGGCUAAGGAGCUCAAGAGGCUCCGCUCCCAUCCUCUCCGCCUCGACCAGUUCAUACGCUCAAACGUGUCCCGCUUGCUCAAGUCUGAUCUUGUAGCUGUUCUCGCCGAGUUCCAGAGACAAGACCAGGUCUUUCUCUCCAUGAAGAUAUAUGAUGUGGUGCGUAAAGAAAUUUGGUAUCGACCAGACAUGUUCUUUUACAGGGACAUGCUUAUGAUGCUUGGAAGAAACAAAAAGGUGGAUGAAGCAAAGCAGGUUUGGGGAGACCUGAAGAGAGAGGAAGUGCUGUUUGAUCAGCAUACUUUUGGGGAUAUUAUCAGGGCUUUUCUAGAUAAUGGAUUGCCCUUGGAGGCAAUGGAGAUAUAUGAUGAAAUGAGACAAUCUCCUGAUCCCCCAAUCUCACUGCCUUUUAGAGUAAUAUUGAAGGGGCUUCUUCCAUACCCAGAAUUGAGGGAGAAGGUAAAAGAUGACUUCUUGGAGCUAUUUCCUGAUAUGAUCAUCUAUGACCCACCCGAAGACUUAUUUGAAGAUCAAGAAUGUAAAAGAGAAAAUGAAGAUGAUUAGAUAGUGCUGCUUCCUGAUAUGAUAUAUGCUCUCUAUAUGAGAGAAUCCUUUCAUUUGCAGAAGCUAAAUCCAUUGGCAUGGCUAGAUGCAAUUUCAGCUGCCUGUCAAGCACGAAACCAGGAGUUAAGUGGGUCUUUUGCAGCGGUUCAUUGUGUUGCAAUGAAUGGCCUAAUUCUGGUUCGAAGAAUUUGGUGGUGCAAGUUUGGGAUGCCAUGGGCAGAAUUAGAUAUGCGAUCCUAGUUUUUUGUUUUCUUUUUGUGGCUUUUGGGUCCAUACAAUUUAUGUUUUCCUUUUCAAAUCACUACAAUUUAUGUAAAUUAAAAUAGUUUUCGACUGACCUUGAUCACAAUUGAGAGCAUAGUUUUCGACCAACUUAUUAAUGACAUAUCAUACUGUGAAUCCAAGCAACGGGGACAUCAUGUUGGUCAUGUUGGACUGCUCUGCCUUGGGAUUUUGAACUUCAGACGAUCUGAAGAA